UUCAUUACGACCACUGAGAAAGAGCAAUUAUCAAAAGAAGGCGGCUUGUUUAGUUUGGUUUGUAUGAUUUAAAUAUUCGUAAAGAUUGCGAUGGAUUCGGGACUGAUUUGAUAUGAAUGAGAAUUUGGGAUUUAUUAAGACUCAAUUAUACGCAGAUGUCAAGGCAUUUGAGAAAAAAAAAAAGCGACGCGUACCGCCUGAACAACGAAGAAGAGUCUUUCGCGCUUGUAAACAUUGCAGAGAGAAAAAGAUUAAGUGUGAUGGUAAUGACUCUUGCGAGAACUGUCGCUUACUUGGCGUGGAGUGUAUAUAUACUCAAAAAAAUCAAAGUAAGCUGCCGUCUCGGGAAUAUUUAAACGAAUUGUCUGAGCGCCAAUUGUGCUUUGAAUACAUUUUUUCUAGGAUAUGCCCUGAAUUUAACUUGGAUACGAAAAAUUUAGUUACAGUAUCUAAGAAAUUAUCUGAGCAUGAACAUCUAACUCCCGAUCAACUCUCCUCUAUCCUUAAUGAUUUAGAUCCUAUUCUUAGUAUAAACAAUGAGCUAAAGAGAAAUCAUAUUAGCAACCAUGAUGAUAACUACGUUUCUGAGCCGAAUAGCAUUGAUCCUAAUUAUUCUCAUGAAUCCCUCGAAAAUGAACCAUCUAUCACUUUUGUUGAAUCAUUGCUAGUUGGGAAAAUGGAAGAUACGAUGUAUCUUGGUCCUACCUCGCUAGACCUCUUCUUGAAAAAUAUACAGAAUGAUAUGCGCCUAAACGACUUUUCCUCCGCUAAUUCUUUACUACAAAAUCAACCUACCUCUUCUUUCUUUAAUCCAGAAUUAGACGAGUAUUUGCUCUCUCAUGCCCGUGGCCUAAUCCCUUCUCUCACUGUAACAGAGUUUCUUGUGAAUACGUUUUUUACGAACAUACAAACAAAUUUAUUUUUCUAUCAUGCAUCCUUUUUUAAAAUACGUUUGGAAAUAUUUUUAUCUAUGAAAAAUCAAACUGAUCCUGGAUUUCUUUGCAUAUUAUUAAUGGUUCUUGCAUUUGGGAAUCAAUAUAUGAUUGAACAACAAAGCGAUCCAGUAGCAGCAAGUCCUCAAGUUUGCAUAAUAGGGAAUCGUCUCUUCUCUGCCGCUGUCAGCAUUUUCCCAAUGGUUUUGCUUCAGGGUAACACCAAUACAGUUCAGUCUGCUAUUUUAAUAGCACUUUAUCUUCAGCCUACCGUAUAUCAAAAGGCUAGUUAUUCUUACUUUGGUCUGGCUGUUAAAACCGCUAUCUCCUUAGGUUUACAUAAAAACUGUGAGGACUUGACCCUUAGUCAAAGCUCUAGAGAACUUCGAAAUCGCCUUUGGUGGUCAGUGUUUUGCAUCGACCGGUUCAUUAGCAUUGCAAUGGGUCGACCUUUUAGUAUUGCUCUAGAAAAUGUGACUACCCCUUAUCCGAACGUCUUAUUUGAAUUAGAAGUACCUGGUAUCCCCUCGAUGGUAACCAACAUGCGCGCAGUUAUCGAGUUAACAAAGAUCACGAGUGAAGUAUGUGAUUGCCUGUAUUGGAAAAAUUCUUCCGACCUUAAUACGCAGCUAUCUCAUGUUCGCAGGCUAUGUGCUCGACUUGAACUUUGGAAACGGAAUCUGCACCAUUCUCUUCUAUUCGAUGAGUCUUCGCCACAAAAUCCUUAUUUUCGCGUGAACGCUCAAUUACAAAUGAUUUAUGACAAUGCAGUUAUCCUUGCUACCCGAUUUGUAUUGCUAAAUAAACUUAAAGGAAAAGAUUUAAGUGCAGAAAACCUAAAGUAUGCCAGUAUGUGCGUCGACAGUUCUUGUCGUAUGAUUAAUAUCGCAUACCAGUUGUUUCAAAAUACGCGCCUGUCUAGUUAUUCAUUUUUUGACGCGUAUCUCCCCAUUUGUAGCGGGAUUAUCUUGUUAUUGUGCUCUCACAAUGAACCUUCUGUAGAAGUUGACGAUGCAGUAUCUAAGCUAUGGAAAGUCAUGGAGUUUUUAUCUCAAAGAAAUGAAAUAACUCGUCUAAAAUUACAAAGCUUGAGGGAGCUUUCAGAUCAACUAACAAACAAGAAGACGUUUUCUUUUGUUCCUGAGUCGAGUGACUUUCAAUUCAGCUUUCGAAAGUGGCAGUCUUGGGUUGGUGAUAUGUCUCAAAAUGACUAUUUGCAACAGCAAACGGCUUCGGCUUCGGAUGCCAUUUCAGUUGAUGAAGGUACUUUAGCUGAUCAUAAAAGUGUUGACCUGCCACAACCAGAUCAUCUUUCAUUAUCUGUCCCAAAUACUGAUUUCUUGUCUGAUCCAUCGUCGUUGCUGGUCCGUAAUGAUUUUUCUUCUGGUGAUGAUCUAGGCUUAAACAUAGAUAUAGACAAACAGUGGCCCGCUCCACCUUUUUUAAGUUGGACAGAGCUAUUGCAUCCUUCAAAUGAGUCAAAUCCUCCCUCUAAUACGGAUUCUUCGAUUUAAUAAUGUUUUGGAAUUUAAUUAUGCAGUACUUGUACCUUAGAAUGUUCAUAAUCAGAUUUAGUAAUAAGAAAAUUAAUUUUGGUCUCAUAGAAUACUUUAAUACUCACC
Schizosaccharomyces cryophilus OY26 is the source of this 2554-nucleotide messenger RNA. Its product is annotated as transcription factor Thi1. The transcript has a single exon. NCBI's taxonomy places the organism in Eukaryota, Fungi, Ascomycota, Schizosaccharomycetes, Schizosaccharomycetales, Schizosaccharomycetaceae. The record is from RefSeq and is a predicted model, not a curated record. Gene Ontology annotation, cellular component: nucleus. The coding region runs from base 113 to 2446 and encodes 777 amino acids. Gene Ontology annotation, molecular function: sequence-specific DNA binding; DNA-binding transcription factor activity, RNA polymerase II-specific; zinc ion binding. Gene Ontology annotation, biological process: positive regulation of transcription by RNA polymerase II; DNA-templated transcription.